Molecule: messenger RNA, 1053 nt
Organism: Candidozyma haemuli
Lineage: Eukaryota; Fungi; Ascomycota; Pichiomycetes; Serinales; Metschnikowiaceae
Exons: 1
Coding region: 1-1053 (350 amino acids)
Biological process (GO): GPI anchor biosynthetic process
Cellular component (GO): endoplasmic reticulum membrane
Molecular function (GO): hydrolase activity, acting on ester bonds
Source: RefSeq, a predicted model, not a curated record
AUGCUCCUUACCUUCCUAAUACCAUGUGUUCUAGCCUCUGUUGGUGAUAGACUCCCGCAAUACAAGGAAUGCCUGACCCAGUGCUUUGAAACGCAGUGUAUCACCCAAGGUACAUAUCUUCCUCAGCAUGAUAUCAACUUCUUGGCUAGGCACCUAUUCCUAUGGUCUUGCCCUCUGGAUUGUGACUACAAGUGCAGAAGCCAUGUUGCAGGGAUCAGAGAAGCCCAGGGACUACCCGUGGUGCAGUUCCAUGGCAAAUGGCCCUUUGAUAGGGUCAUGGGCGUCACCGAGCUCUUUUCCACCGUGUUCUCGCUUGGCAACCUUUACGUCAACCUUAUCAAUUUGGUCACAUACAGCAAUGUCAUGAGAAACGUCAACCAGGGGAGCAAGAACGGUGCAGCGAAACACGUCAUGUUGCUUCAGUACUGGAUACUAUUGGCGGUUUCUGUGGUUGGUUGGCUUUUUAGUACCAUUUUCCAUACCAGAGACGUUCCCGUGACAGAGACUCUAGACUAUUUGGGAGCGGGCGCAAUCAUCAUGGCUAAUUUUAAUGCCAUUAGUGUACGCUAUUUUGAGUUGUUCCGGGUCGAGAACAAAAAGAAACGGCAGGUAUACCAGUCUGGGUUGCUUCUCAUACUUCUUUUGCACUAUCUCAAGCUUGCGCGGAAAUGGGACUACCAGUAUAACAUGAAAUAUAAUUGCGUUAUCGGACUUAGCGCCCUGGCGCUCUGGAUCCUUCAUUCGUUGCGUAUCUACAAACGUUACGAUCACCAGCAGUUUGAUGCUAUCCAAUUGCUUCCCUACGAAACCAAAAUCCAACGGAAAAUAGGGGUCAUUUGCAAAUUACGGUCAAAACUAAUCCCCCUUAUCCCGGUAGCACUCAAUGUGUUCCUAACGCUAUCGUUAUCUUUGGAGCUUUUCGAUUUUGCACCCUUUGGUCGCCUUAUAGACUCACAUGCGCUCUGGCACUUGUGUACGAUUUUCCCACCGCUUAUCUGGUACGACUGGAAUUUGUGGGACUUAGAACUUUCAUUGAUAACGAAAAUGGCAUGA